AUGAAUAUAUUGAUUUAGGUCAUGGAUCAUAUGUUGACAUUUCCUCAUAUGAUCUUAAUAAAGAUCCUGUCUAUUUUAUGGGACAUUCAGCUGUUUUGAGGCCCGAUGCAGUCUCUACAAAGCUUCGUGUGGUUUUUGACGGAUCAAUGCUAACAAGCAAUAAGAUUUCACUGAAUAAUAUUUUAAUGAAUGGCCCAAUUGUUCAGCAGGAGUUAUUUGACAUACUGUUGUCUUUCAGGGUACACAAGUAUUUCAUUGCUUGUGACAUUAGGCGUAUGUUCCGCAAUAUAUUAAUUCAAAAAGAGCAGCGUUCUUUGCAAAACAUUCUUUGGCGAGACACUCCAAAUGAGUCAAUAAAGUGUAUUCAAUUAAACACUGUCUCCUAUGGCAUGAAGUCAUCUAGUUAUCUUUCAACAAAAUGCCUGAAUGAGCUGGCCACAAGAUUUGAGAGGCAAUAUCCUCUGGCCAGUUCGGCAAUACUUAACUCGACCUAUGUAGAUGACAUCAUACAUACAGAGAAUAGCUUGGCAAAGAUUGUUGACACACAAAACCAAUUGAUAGAAUUACUUGCUAAAGGUAGUUUUACUUUGCAUAAAUGGGCAGCCAAUGACCCUUCAAUUUUGACAAACAUUCCAGUAGAACAGCAGGUUGUUGGGGAACUGGAACUCAAUAAGGACAUCAAAACUUUGGGUUUAAAGUUAGAUAUUGACUCUGAUUCUUUUAAACUUUCAUGUCCAAUGUCAAAAAAUGUCCCUAAGACAAAAAGGCAAAUUUUAAGCUAUAUAAGCCAGUUUUAUGACCCGUUAGGUCUAGCUGGACCCGUUUUUGUCCAAGCAAAAAUAAUCAUGCAAAAGUUGACUCAGUCUUGUACUGACUGGGACUCUGAGCCCUCACCAAUGCUAUUUAAAGAAUGGCUAGAUUUUUACAAUGAUUUGCAGGCAAUGAAAGAGAUUAAAAUCAAACGAAAUGUUACUGUUGACAAUAUUCAGUCUGCUCAGCUUGUAGCAUUUGGUGAUGCCUCAGUUUCUGCAUAUGGGACUGCUAUUUAUCUAAGAGUCACUGACAAGCAUGGUAAAGUAUCUAUGUCUCUUCUUUGUUCUAAGAGUCGCAUUGCAUCUAAAGACAAGAAAUUGACUGUGCCACGAUUAGAAUUAAAUGCAUCACUUUUAAUGGCAAAAUUAUGCUUGAGAGCAUACAAUACAUUAAGUAAGAAGAUUUCUAUUGAAAGUGUGCAUCUUUUCAGUGAUUCUCAGGUUGUUCUGGCAUGGCAAAAAACGGAUCCAACAAAGUUAAAUGCUUAUGUUGCUAAUAGAGUCAAAUUAAUCAACGAAUAUACAAAGGGUUUUCAAUGGUUGUAUAUAAAAACUGACCUCAAUCCCUCUGACUGUUUGAGUCGAGGUGUACAACCCAGCGAACUACAAGGUAACCAACUGUGGUGGUGUGGUCCAGCUUGCAUGUCUGAUCCAGAGUAUAAAUUCACCGAUGACUGUAAGAAUGUACCUGACAACUUACCGGAGAUCAAGCAUGCAGAUGGAUCCAAGCCGGUGUGCAUGGCAUCAUAUCAAUCGGUUUCUCUUGCGAAUGAUUUGUUAGAUAAGUUUUCUAACAUUAAUAAGGCAGUAAAUGUGCUUGCUUAUAUACAAAGGUUCUGUAAAAAUGUGAGGUUGGGUUCACAAAAAGUUAAGCUUAAUUUCAUUACAUUUAGCGAGGCAACUCAGGCAUUGCAUUUAAUUAUAAAAAAUGAACAGGAAAAGUUCUUUGAUAAAGAGCUAGCCUCAUUGCGGGCAGGUAGGCAAGUUGCAUCGUAUUUGCUGUCUGUCAAUCCCUUCAUUGAUGCUAAUGGCAUUCUCAGAGUAGGUGGACGUUUGCAACAUUCUUCCUUACCUUAUAGUCAAAAGCAUCAGAUAAUCUUACCUAAAGAGUCUAAGGUGACUCACCUUAUUAUUGAAAAUGAACAUUUGAAGCUGUUACAUGCCAGUCAAAAAGAAGUGCUUAGCAAUUUAAGUCAACGCUAUUAUAUAGUAAAUGGUUUGCGAUUGGUAAAAAAGUUUGUAAAUAAAUGUCUCACAUGUUUUAGACUAAAAGGUAUAACCGCAAAACAGCUGAUGGGUUCAUUGCCCGCUGGUAGGGUCAACAUAGAUCGUGCGUUUGCUAAGGUUGGCAUAGACUUUGCGGGACCAAUCCUAAUAAAGCAGUCAAGAGUGAGAAGUGUCAUCACUACAAAAGGUUACAUUGCUGUGUAUGUGUGCUUCGUUACCAAAGCAGUACAUUUAGAGUUGGUGUCAGAUCUGACUACUGAUACAUUCUUGGCUAGCUUCAAACGUUUCAUUGCAAGACGUAAUGUUCCAACCGAGGUUUAUUGUGACAAUGCUGCUACUUUUAAGUCAGCUAGUACUCAGUUGUCUGAGCUAUAUAAAUUAAAUAAUAAUAGAUGUCAUCAAAUGCAAGUUCAAAAUGUAACUGCCAAAUUGGGAACAACAUUCCAUUUCAUACCUAGUUACUCCCCUGUCUUCGGAGCCUUAUGGGAAGCGGCGGUGAAAAGUUUGAAAUACCAUCUGAAAAGAAUGUUGGGCUCACAUGUUUUAACAUAUGAAUUAUUAUACACACUACUUGUUCAAAUUGAAGGUAUUUUGAACAGUAGGCCGAUAACGCCAAUGUCAUCAGAUACAGAGGAUCUUUCCUACUUAACGCCGGGGCAUUUUUUAACCGGUGCUCCCUUAACUUGCUAUCCUGAGCAGGAUAUCACGAACUUACCUGAUAAUAGAUUAAAGUUUUGGCGGAAAUGCACUGCAUUGCAGCAACACUUUUGGCGAUAUUGGUCUAAACAAUACCUAAAUGUCUUGCAAAACCGUCCUAAAUGGAAGACUGCUUUGCCUAAUAUUAAAGUAGGUGCUCUAGUUAUCUUGCGUGAAAUAGAUACUCCACCUAUGACUUGGCCUAUGGCUAGAGUAACCAAGGUUUUUCCAGGUCAGGAUGGGAAGGUAAGAGCCUUAGAAGUAAAGAAGGCAAAUGGUAAAGUGCAUACAACUUCUAUUACCAAAGUUUGUAUAUUGCCUUUAGAUGAAUAAUAUUUUUCUUUAAACAAAAUGUGUUAUGUGACACUUUCAUAAUAUGCUAUGUUGAUAUUUAGUUCAGUGUAUUAUGACAUGGCUAAAAAUCCUACUAAAUUAUAACUGUUCUAUGAGUAGGUAGUCAUGGUAUGGAUUAUUUAUGUUGAUGCUGGUUGCAUCCAAUGUUUAUUUUGUUCUAUAAAAUGUGUCUUAUGUUAUUUACUAUUUCAUAACUACAUCAGCAAUCUUGUGAAAUUGCCUACAUAGCUGCUUAUUAAGUUUUUUAGUAAGUGUUAACAUAAUUUCAAUUUACAAACCUUAAAAGAUUACAGUCCACUCAAAUAUAAAGCUGUGUAAUGCAACUAUGCAAGAAGCUAAUAAAAAUGUAGUAUAUAUAUAUAUUUAAGAAGCUAUUGAUUUCAAGCCUAUUUGUUAUUUUCUGUCGGCGGAGUAUGUUGCAGAAUGUAGUUUGUAUACCUAUGUAUGUCUUAUGACUAGCAACAUUAAUAUUCAUGGUUUCCAUGGUAACAUAUGUACAAUUUCUUCUUGGACAAUAUAUCAUUCGUCUCACACGUAUUUCUGAUUUUCUAUUCAUUUAAAA
Messenger RNA from Leguminivora glycinivorella, 3651 nucleotides. RefSeq lists its product as uncharacterized. Gene Ontology annotation, molecular function: nucleic acid binding. NCBI's taxonomy places the organism in Eukaryota, Metazoa, Arthropoda, Insecta, Lepidoptera, Tortricidae. The record is from RefSeq and is a predicted model, not a curated record. Gene Ontology annotation, biological process: DNA integration. The transcript has 2 exons. Bases 78 to 3068 code for a protein of 996 amino acids.